Molecule: messenger RNA, 761 nt
Organism: Gastrolobium bilobum
Lineage: Eukaryota; Viridiplantae; Streptophyta; Magnoliopsida; Fabales; Fabaceae
Exons: 3
Coding region: 152-490 (112 amino acids)
Biological process (GO): translation
Cellular component (GO): ribosome
Molecular function (GO): structural constituent of ribosome
Source: RefSeq, a predicted model, not a curated record
CUUAAUAUUCUCUCUCUCUCCAUUUUCUCGCUUCAUACGCAUAUCCCUUGCGUCGCUCGCUCACUCUUUUCUGCCAAAAAUUUCUUUGAUUUCUGGUCUUUCACUCCCUCAAGUCUCUGACUCGUCUCUCUCUCGCGCGCGUAACAGAGAUAUGAACUCAAUUGCGAGGCGUUUAUCAAGCUUAUUCAGACAGUCUGUUUGCACAACUGAACCCUUGAAUAACGGGCAUCAUCAACUGCAGCAGCUUCAGCAAUGCAGAGGCAUACGAGUGAAGGUCUUAAAUGGGAAUUUGGAACAGGCAUUGGGAUUGAUGCAGCGCAAGAUGCAAUCAAGUGGGAUCGAGAGGAUGAUAAAGCAAGAACAGAGAUUCCAUAUCAAAAACUCUGAGAAGCGUGUUUUAGCCCGAAAGAAUUUGGAGCGGAGGAUUCGAUCCGAGGACCUUUCUAGGAAACUCAAGGCCAUUAUGAUGAAGAAAGUCAGGGGUCUAUGAGAAUAUUGCACUAUUGUUGCAUCAAAUAUGGUUGGUGUAAGUUACAGUUAUUUUGUAAUUUGUUGUUGGCACUUUCAAAUUGCGUUUGGGUUCAUAUGUACUACUUUGGUAGCUGUGAUUUUGGGUUUCAGAUGCAUCGUUGAAAUCUGUUUAACUAUGAAUAAAUUAGACAUUUUAUGAUAACGGUUAUUUUAUUUGGUUAAGUCCUGAUCUGGGUGAAUAUAUUAUAUAUAUGUUGAAUUUCCUCAGUAAUGGUGGAAACAAUUUUCAA